CGGAAGUAUUAGCUACUAUAAUUCAGUUUCUAACUAGCGAACCACUGUAAACAACUCAGUACUACUUUGAACAAUUUCUCUGUCGUACUUGUAGGUUCUGAGAUGACUUCAUUUUUACCCGCAGUGGCCGAACAACUUUUUAAAGAGGUUCAGAAGACAUACCAAGAGAAAACGCAAAUUCCUGAUGACCUUCUCAUUGCGUUGAGGUUUGUGUUUGGCUCCUGUGCCCUACAGGCCUUGGACCUGGUUGAUCAGCGUUCUGUCACCUGUGUGUCCUCACCCAGUGGACGGCGAGCAUAUCAGGUGAUGGGAGGUUCGGGGCUGUUGUACACCUGCUACACCUACUGUCACUACUGCCCCUGCCCAGCCUUCAGCUACACAGUGCUGAGGAGGAACGAGAGCCUGCUGUGCAAGCACAUCCUGGCUGCCUACCUGAGUCAGGCCAUGGGGUUGUUCCAGCAGGAGACCCUGUCUGACCAGCACAUGUCCAACAUCCUCUCUGGGAGAGCAGCAGCCACCGACACAUAGACCACCAGAUCCUAAAUGUUAAGCACCAGACCCCAUGUCACUGAUCCAGACUUACAUGUAAACCACCAGAUUCUAAAUGUUAAGCACCAGACCCCAUGUCACUGAUCCAGAUUUACAUGCAGAUCUCAGCUACAGAGCCAAAGUAAAGACAUGAAGAGCACAACCAAGCAGGAAUCUGGUGGAGCGUUUGUUUAAAAGGCAAACUGUAACUAUUGCAUGGUCUUCUCCAGUCAUUCUGCAUGUGUGAAGAUUACUUUUAGGCCUUUAAGGUUGUUGUCAUUUUGUUUCUUUCUGGUCUAUAAAACUCAAACUGAACAAAUGUUUUUUGUGUUUAUGUUCUUAAUCCUUUGCCUGAGAAUGGAACUUUUUUGACAUUAUUUUUAGUGUCCUUUUUGUUUGAGACUACACAAUCACUUUUUGGCAGGGGUUGGCUGCAAGCUUGGAUCAUUUGUCCUCUCAACAUUUUGAACAAAUAAACAUAAAAAUUACCAGGGAUUUAAUCAGAAUCACUUUUGGGCCUAGUUGAUGUCAAGUUGUAGUGUACAAAUAUCUUUUUUGAAGUAUGUUCCAUCCAUAUGCCUGACAAAAAACAGCCUGUGAAUGUAGUUGCCUACUUCUGCUCAGUUUUUUGACUGCUGGACAUUUUUCCUAGUCCUUUAGUUACAAGAGAGUACAAAGAUGUUUAUGUUGUUCAAGGAGUAUAAAUAUGUUUUUUUACAUUCAAGUUAUUUGUGUAUAUAUAAGUUUGUUGUUGAUAGUAAAAUAAUGAAAUAAAAUGAAUGGAAAUUGUUGA
Esox lucius (northern pike) is the source of this 1321-nucleotide messenger RNA. It is a transcript of the gene zswim7, whose product is annotated as zinc finger, SWIM-type containing 7. Gene Ontology annotation, biological process: double-strand break repair via homologous recombination. The record is from RefSeq and is a predicted model, not a curated record. Gene Ontology annotation, molecular function: zinc ion binding. The coding region runs from base 103 to 528 and encodes 141 amino acids. The transcript is spliced from 6 exons. Gene Ontology annotation, cellular component: Shu complex. NCBI's taxonomy places the organism in Eukaryota, Metazoa, Chordata, Actinopteri, Esociformes, Esocidae.